CCGCUGUAAUAUUAGCAACUUAGUUCCCUUUUUCGUGUGCGUAUAAAGAGAAGAAUUCCUUUUCAGCCAGACUCAGCCAGAGCCGCAAUGAAGGGUUUGACCGUGGCAGUGACCUUAGGGCUGCUUAUAAGUAGCAUCGUCCCACUCCAGGGCCUUCCUAUAGAAAGCCUGGUCGUUAACUUAAGGAAGUGCAAAUGUGCCAAGAAAACCUCAUCAGUCUUUGAUCUUGCGUACCUUAAGUCUGUUCGGGUGUUAUCUCCAAGUGUAUACUGCCGAAGGAAGGAAAUCAUAUUACUGACAAAAAAGGACCGGAAGAUCUGUGUUGACCCUAAUGCUCCUUGGGUUCAAGAAUUAAUAAAGGGCUUGACACAAAGACAAUCGUAGUAAACGACCAGAACAGAAAGCCACAAGAGAAGUCAGAAGGAACUAAUUGAAAUCCCUCCAUCAUCCCCUUUCCCCCUUCAUGUUUUCUUUUACUUAUAUUUACUCAACACUGCAGCCUGAAACUUCUUUGCUUUUCAGAGAAAUGGGCAUUGGCAACUGAUCUGAAUUUGCAGGAUGAAGCAUAAAGAAUAUAAAUAAAUAAAAAUUUCCAGCUACACCCACACACAAGCCCCUUGCCGGGUGUUUUUCUAAAUUAUCUCCAUGGAUGUCAUUCCCAAUAUCUUUACUUAGUGUUUUGAAACAACGAAGCAAGGGGAUCUGUAUUGUCAUUUUUAAUAGCACACACUUUCAGCGUGUGUGAAAUUUUCUAGGUUAGCAU
This is a messenger RNA of Eublepharis macularius, 763 nucleotides long. Its product is annotated as C-X-C motif chemokine 13-like. The transcript has 4 exons. Gene Ontology annotation, cellular component: extracellular region. Gene Ontology annotation, biological process: cellular response to lipopolysaccharide; inflammatory response; chemokine-mediated signaling pathway. The record is from RefSeq and is a predicted model, not a curated record. NCBI's taxonomy places the organism in Eukaryota, Metazoa, Chordata, Lepidosauria, Squamata, Eublepharidae. The coding region runs from base 88 to 384 and encodes 98 amino acids. Gene Ontology annotation, molecular function: chemokine activity; CXCR chemokine receptor binding.